Cylindrotheca closterium is the source of this 1188-nucleotide messenger RNA. The record is from the annotation of a GenBank genome assembly. NCBI's taxonomy places the organism in Eukaryota, Bacillariophyta, Bacillariophyceae, Bacillariales, Bacillariaceae.
AUGCGUGCAAUCAUAAAUGCGACAUCUUCGAAAACUCUGAAUCCAGGAACUGUGCUUGAAAAUCUCACUACAGCCGAGAGCCUCGAGUCAGAAUCGGCAUUAAAAAAGAUAGCAAUCGUCAUGAGAGCUGUGGAUCCCAUUCAUGAAUGCACCCUGCAACGGGUCCUUGCGAUAUCAGAGCUUCUAGCAGACAGAAAAUACUGCAUUUAUACCUUUUUCAUACUCUUGGAUCAAAGUGAUGUUAAUCGAACAACAGCUGCCAGCUUGCAAAGCUAUUUCAACGAGCACAAUGCCUCUCAGAAUCUAAGACCACCCGAAAUAUUUGGCGUUUCGGAAGACCGAGUCCGCUCCGAGUUUCCUGCAUUCUCAAACGGGUACAUGGCAGCAAAGCUUGUUGAUGGGACUUAUGCUGCAGUCUCGAACAGGCCUUGGUUAUGGCAGCUGCUCGUUCCAACAAUUGCCAUGUUUUCCCAUUAUCAUUCCGAGUUUGCCCAUACAUGGGUUUUUGAAGAUGAUGUCUGGUCGAUUGGAACGCCACUAAUGGAGAGUUUUCGUCGCUGGGACGAAGUAAUGGAUAGAUCUUCUUCUUCUACUGACUUGGCGGCCUUGCGAACCAAAAGGAAUGGGAUUCCGUACAAUAUGGAAAUGCAGCAGAAACACACACAAGGUUUCGAGAAAAUUUUGACACUGAUGAAAACUUCCAUCAAACAGCAAAAGCAAUGGAAAAGACUUUUAUCCAGAGACAAUCAAAAGCGUUCGUCCCAUUGGACUCAUUGGGAUGCGGCAUCAGUUCCAAAUUGGGCAUGUGUUUCCGAUGCCAUCUAUCGCCACUCGCAUUCGUUUUCGGAAUACCUUUAUGCCGCAAUUUCCAAAAAUAUCUAUCAGUUCGCAGAGUGCUUUCAACAACCGCUUGCAUGGUGGGGAAAUUUUACGAUUACUGAUGUGCAAGCUCUAUUGAACGAAACAGAAAGAGCGUCGUAUAGUUGGGAGCAUGGUCUGGUUAAUAAGAUUACGCGGACGGAAGCGACAAGAAGGUUUGAAGCUCGCAAGGACAUUGCUACUCUAUUGUAUCAUGGAAUCAGCUCUCAUAAAAUGAAUUGGGUUGGGCAAGGAAAAGACAUGCAGCUUGGACUCGUUUGGAACAAGUUGGAAUCUGACUGUGGCGAAAAUCCAUUCAAAUCACGGUGA